Messenger RNA from Malassezia japonica, 1236 nucleotides. It is a transcript of the gene HIS5, whose product is annotated as histidinol-phosphate transaminase. Lineage: Eukaryota; Fungi; Basidiomycota; Malasseziomycetes; Malasseziales; Malasseziaceae. The transcript has a single exon. The record is from RefSeq and is a predicted model, not a curated record. Bases 1 to 1236 code for a protein of 411 amino acids. Gene Ontology annotation, biological process: L-histidine biosynthetic process. Gene Ontology annotation, molecular function: pyridoxal phosphate binding; L-histidinol-phosphate:2-oxoglutarate transaminase activity.
AUGGGCAUCCUCGGUGUGAACGAAGCGGCGCUGAAGCUGGCCAAGGCGCACAAGCCUGACCACUUUGACCUCGAGAAGAUCGUGCGUCCGAACAUUCUGUCGCUGCAGCCGUACCACACGGUGCGCGAUGACUACCAAGUGAAUAUGUUGCUCGACGCGAACGAGAAUUCCUACGGGCCGAUGCUUGGUGCGCAGGAUGCAACAGAUGCCGCACAAGGCAUGGAGCUGCACCGUUAUCCCGAGCCCGGGCUGUGUGGUACGCGCAAUGGCCUCACGCGCUUGCGUGGCAUGCCGGAUCCGGCGUAUACGUUCCUCGGCGUCGGCUCCGACGAGGUGAUUGAUGUCCUGCUGCGGUGCUUUGUGCGCCCGGGGCUCGACAAGGUGCUUAUCUGCCCCCCCACCUACCCCAUGUACAAGGUGAGCGCGGCGGUGAACGAUAUCGGCGUCGUCAGCGUGCCGCUCAUCCUUGACGGCGACACGUUCGAGGUGGAUGUGCCGGCGGUGCUCGAUGCGCUCAAAAAGGACCCUGCGAUCAAGGUCGUGUUCCUGUGCUCGCCCGGCAACCCCACCGGCUCGCUCCUUUCGCGCGAGACGGUGCAUGCAGUGCUCGACGCGCCCUUCUACAACGGCCUCGUCGUCGUGGACGAGGCGUACAUCGACUUUCCGCUCGAGGAGCAGGCGAUGGGCCUCAAGCACGCCGGCAAGCAGGUGUCGACCGUGGACCUUGUGCACGAGUACGCCAACAUUGUCGUGUCGCAGACGCUUAGCAAGUCGUUUGGCCUCGCGGGCGUGCGUAUGGGUGUUGCGUUUGCGCAGCCGCCCAUCGUCCAGGUGAUGAACAACACCAAAGCGCCGUACAACAUCUCGGCGCCCUCCGCGUACUUUUCGGGCCAGGCGCUCACCGAUCAGGGCAUCGAAAAGAUGCGUGCGUGUGUGCGCACGCUUAUCGAGAACCGCUCCAAGCUCAUCGACGCGCUCAAAGAGGUCGAGGGGCUCGGCCGCAUUAUCGGCGCGAACGACGCCAACUUUGUCAUGGUGCAGGUGCUCAAGGACGGCAAGCCAGACAGCCCGCGUGCAAGCAAGCUCUACCACAUUAUGGCGCAGGAGCACGGGCUGAUGGUGCGCAACCGCAGCGCAGAGAUUGGCUGCGAGGGAUGCCUGCGUAUUUCGGUCGGCACACCCGAGGAGAACACGCGCUGCGUGAGCCUGCUCAAGGAGCUGCUCGCCAAGGCCUAA